CAGAGAAACUCGAGCCAGUGUCCCAUGGCCGACCGAGACAGAGGCCGUGACCGUGAACGAGACCGAGAGAUCCGAGAAAAGGAUCGGAGACGAGACAAAGAAGAGCGUGACCGUGACCGCGAUCGCAGCGUCAAAGACCGCGACCGCAGCAAGAGGUCCCGUACGCCGGACCGCAUCAGGUCGCGGCACGCCCGCUCCCGCACUCGCUCUCCGGACACUCACCGCUCGCGGUCCCGCUCCGCGGACAGGUCGCGACGGCGGCACCGCAGCCACCGCACGCCCUCGCCUUCCCCGCCGCGGAAGCGCCACAGGCGGGGGGAGGACGAGGAGAAGGAGCGGCAGCGGGCCGCGGUGGUCUCCGACUUUGUUGACGGCAUCGCGAAGGAGCAUCAGAAGCAGCGGGGCACAUCGGAGGGCGGCGACGUCGGCGGCGGAGAUGCGGAGAUGGAUGCGGAUGAGAUCGAGAUGAUGAAGAAGAUGGGGAUUCCGUGCACGUUCGAUUCGACGAAGGGGAAGCCGGUUCCGGGGGCGGAUGUGAGCGGAGUGAGGUCGGUGACGAAGCGGCUGCCGAGGCAGUAUAUGAACCGGAGGGGUGGGUUCAAUCGGCCAUUGCCGGCAGAACGGAACCGCUAGAUUUAGGUUUUAUAAAGAUGCUGGAGGGUCUGCUGGCAUGAAUUGGAUCAAGUGGAAAAUUUGGAUUCUCGAAAGCCAUGUCUAGUACUCAAAUGAAGAGGAUAACAUGUAAAACUACGAUACUUUUACCAUUGAUGAUAAAUUUUUGCUCUCUCUAACUCAGCUCUUGCCAUCACAUUGUAAUUCAUGCAAUGGUGUAUUUUGUCUGAUCUUACUAAAUGCUAAUUGCACCUUGAUCAGGAUGGUGGUUUUAUAAUUCUUGCCAUUGGACUUUGGGCAUCA
Molecule: messenger RNA, 915 nt
Organism: Vitis riparia (riverbank grape)
Lineage: Eukaryota; Viridiplantae; Streptophyta; Magnoliopsida; Vitales; Vitaceae
Product: U4/U6.U5 small nuclear ribonucleoprotein 27 kDa protein
Exons: 2
Coding region: 25-633 (202 amino acids)
Biological process (GO): RNA splicing
Cellular component (GO): precatalytic spliceosome
Source: RefSeq, a predicted model, not a curated record